UCGAGAGGUCCGGAGCCUUUGGAGAUGGUGAGAUUCUGCGAGAUUGUGUUCGGCAUCGACAACCACAAGACGUAGUGAUGGAUUUUUGAACGAAAAUGAUUCAGUGAACCAUAAUGGAAACAACUGUGAUUUUAUCAAGGACUUAUUCGUCGAGAAUCGUUCCCUUCAAAACGAACUUCCGAAGUCCCAGGCUAAAACUGAGACACAAGUCGAACAUGAACCUGAACUUCAGCCACACGCUAUCAAAAAUCGGGGCCCCAAACUACAACUUCUCCCAACCACUCGACGCGAAUAUCACAUACUGGAACCAAACUGACUUCUUUCACAAUUCGACCAACAGUUCCGAGUUCGAGUAUGACUACCAGGUGCUGAACAGUACCGUAGAAGAUGAAUCGUGGACCUCCUGCAAGGAAUGGACCCCUGCGCAACACACUCUGUUUCAAACCGCCAAUUUCUUCUUCGCUGCUGCCUUUCUCGUUCCGGGAAGCUUUAAACAAAGUGUUCUCUUAGUUAGGGCCCUAUUAUCAAUCGGAUAUUUUUUUCUCACGAUAUGGGGAGGAGUGGAAGUGUGCGCUCCAGAUAUCCUAUUGUGGAAUAUGGCAAUCGUGGUUCUGAAUGCAGGACACACCGCUCUGUUGACGUGGAAGUUUCUACCGCCUACGUUGACCUUGGAUUUGACAGAAUUGUAUCUCAAG
Molecule: messenger RNA, 695 nt
Organism: Leptinotarsa decemlineata (Colorado potato beetle)
Lineage: Eukaryota; Metazoa; Arthropoda; Insecta; Coleoptera; Chrysomelidae
Product: popeye domain-containing protein 1-B
Biological process (GO): regulation of membrane potential; heart development; striated muscle cell differentiation
Cellular component (GO): sarcolemma
Molecular function (GO): cAMP binding
Source: RefSeq, a predicted model, not a curated record